AUGAAUGAACCCCGGCCACGUUAUGUCAUCAACCGCCCUGCUUAUUCUAUCGAUGACUUUGAUGAAGAAUUUGAAAGGAAAAGUAGAAGUUACCCUCUUGGAGAGAAAAUAAAGAAUCUUUUCAGAUGUUCACCAUCGAGACUCAAGCUGAUCUUGUACAGUUUGUUUCCCAUCCUCCUGUGGCUCCCAAAAUACAAAAUCAAAGAUUACAUAGUGCCUGAUGUUCUUGGUGGUAUCAGUGCUGGAACCAUUCAAGUACCUCAAGGCAUGGCCUUUGCUCUGCUGGCCAAUCUACCUCCAAUCAAUGGGCUCUACUCUUCAUUCUUCCCUUUGAUAACAUAUUUCUUGCUAGGUGGUAUUCAUCAGAUGGUCCCAGGUACUUUUGCAGUCAUCAGUAUUAUUGUGGGGAAUGUCUGCCAUGAACUGGCUCCUGAUCAUGAAUUCCACUACGUUAACCACACAACCAAGGAGAUAAUGGUUAACCACACAGCCAUGGAGGCAGCCAGACUGGAGAUCUCUGCAACGUUGGCUUGUUUGACAGCCAUAAUACAGAUAUGCCUAGGAUUUGUGCAGUUUGGCUUCGUCGCUAUCUACCUUUCUGAAUCCUUCAUCAGGGGCUUCAUGACAGCAGCCGGCCUACAGAUACUCAUCUCAGUGCUCAAGUACAUCUUUGGGGUGACAAUUGCAUCUUACACAGGGCCCCUUGCUAUUGUCUAUACAUUUAUUGAUAUUUGCAAAAGCCUGCCUAAGACCAACGUGGCCUCCCUGGUGUUCGCCUUGGUCAGCACUGUGCUCCUGAUUAUUGUGAAAGAGCUGAAUGUGAAGUACAUGAAAAAGAUUCGAGUCCCUAUCCCCAUGGAAAUCAUUAUAGUCAUAGUAGCUACUGCCGUUUCUGGAAGCUUUAAUAUGCCUGAGAAAUAUGACAUGCCAAUUGUUGGGCACAUUAACAUGGGCUUUCCUGCUGCCACGCUUCCUCAAGUAGGCAAGUGGAAAGAUAUGAUCGGCACAGCUUUUUCACUUGCCAUUGUGGGCUAUGUGAUCAAUCUGGCCAUGGGUAGAACUCUUGGCACCAAGCAUGGCUAUGAUGUUGACCCCAACCAGGAAAUGCUGGCCCUUGGUUGCAGCAACUUCUUUGGAUCUUUUUUUAAAAUCCAUGUGAUCUGCUGUGCACUUUCUGUGACCCUAGCUGUGGAUGGAGCUGGAGGAAAAUCUCAGGUGGCAAGUUUUUGUGUGGCAGUGGUAGUGAUGAUAACCAUGUUGUCUUUGGGGAUCUACCUGAGUCCUCUUCCUAAGGCUGUUUUGGGAGCCCUGAUAGCUGUGAACCUGAAGAAUUCUCUGAAGCAACUGACUGAUCCUUACUACCUCUGGAAAAAAAGCAAGUUGGACUGUAUGGUCUGGGUGGUGAGCUUCCUCUCUGCCUUCUUCCUGGGCUUGCCCUUUGGACUUGCUGUGGGAGUGGGAUUUUCCAUCCUAGUAGUGGUUUUCCAUACCCAGUUUCGCAAUGGCUGUAUCCUUGGCCCAGUAGCUGCUUUUGAUAUAUACAAGAACCCCAAAGUCUACAAUAAGGUCCACGAAAUAGAAGGGAUUAAAAUUGUCACUUACUGCUCCCCGCUGUACUUUGCUAAUUCAGAGAUAUUCAGGGAGAAAGUCAUAGCCAAGACUGGUGUGGACCCCAUAAAAGUCUUCUUGGCUAGGAAAAAGUAUGUGAAGAACCAGGAAAAAGUGGCGAUGGCAGCAGCAGCCUCAGUACAAAAAACAAGCAAGCUAAAAUCUGUCUUCAGGAAAAACAAGACCAUAUCACUGCAAGAACUUCAAAAGGACUUUGAAAGCUCUACUCCAACAGAUACCAACAACAACCAGACAGCUGCCAAUGGCACCAACAUUUCCUACGUAGCAUUCAAUCCUUCUCAAGGAAGCACAACUAGUCAUCGGAGCAGCACCUGUAGUAAUAUUCCAGCCUCAAAUGUUGAUCCUAUGACUACAGCACCCCCAUUUGUCAACUUCCACACCAUUAUCCUGGAUAUGAGUGGAGUUUGCUUUGUAGAUCUGAUGGGUACAAAAGCUCUGGGAAAGCUAUGUACCAACUACCAGAGGAUUGGGAUCAAAGUUUUCCUGGCAAAUGUGCCUGCCCAAGUGUAUGAUGACAUUCGCACAGGUGGAGUCUUUGAAGAAGGUGGCCUUGAGCCCAGUCAUGUCUUUGUGACCAUCCACGAUGCUGUUUUGUUCGCAACAAUGAAUGGCAACAGAGCCACACAUCGUCCCAUCUUUGAAGAGAGAGCAAGUCAGAUAGAAAUCUCUGUCUCUGAUGAGUCUCUGGAAGACAGCAGCGCUGAAUUCCAUAACUUGGAAGAGGAAAUGUUUGGAGGCAUUUUUCAUUCAGAGACCCAGACAGCACUGUGAGUCCUUCAGGAACACUGUUAAGCAAUUGACUCCUUAACCAAGGAAUGCCUUUUAGGAAGAAAGGUUCCUUCAUCCAAACAGAGCGGACAAUAGGCUCAGUGCAUCUGAGCCAUAGGACCAUUGUGCUUUGGGGGCACUGAGGCCAAAAUGCCUCUUUUACCUGACAUUCUUUCCUCCUUCCAUUCCUCUCUGCUUUCCAAAUUCAGAGCAACUGGCUCUUGAAGCAGGUAACAUGGGCAACAGAAGAAGGAACUCAGGGACUAAACAUUGCCUACAUAGAGCAGCAGGAAUAUAACUACACUUCUCUGGUCCUCGUUUGUUGCUCAUUCACAUUUCAAGCUUACAUACCCAGAUGUAUGAACACAAGCACACCAAGGAACUAUUAAGCAUUAGCUUUGUUCUCAUAAACAUGAAAAAUACAUGGAAACACUUGCUGGAGCGGCAGACAGAAGUCUCACAAUAUGCAGCUACUUGAGUUUGUGAAGGGUCAGUUUUUUCUAAGGUGCGCACUGACUUUGGACCUCAUACUACAAGUAAACAAGUCCCCGGUAACACUCCCAGUCCCUCCUCUGAUUGUUAGCACUAAGAUAUAAGUCUGUCCCUUCUUUCUGGGGCUCAAAUGCAGCAGCAUAAUCUGUGGCUGUCACUCAUUGCCUCGAAGAACUGCUGCGUUUUGACACCAGUGCUUCAACGAAGAUCUGCCUUGUC
This is a messenger RNA of Eublepharis macularius, 3108 nucleotides long. RefSeq names its product solute carrier family 26 member 9 (gene SLC26A9). The transcript is spliced from 21 exons. Gene Ontology annotation, cellular component: membrane. Gene Ontology annotation, biological process: transmembrane transport. NCBI's taxonomy places the organism in Eukaryota, Metazoa, Chordata, Lepidosauria, Squamata, Eublepharidae. The record is from RefSeq and is a predicted model, not a curated record. Gene Ontology annotation, molecular function: sulfate transmembrane transporter activity; bicarbonate transmembrane transporter activity; chloride transmembrane transporter activity. Bases 1 to 2400 code for a protein of 799 amino acids.